GCGCCAAGAUGGCGAAAAACAAAAAGGCACAAAAAACUUAUAACCUGUCCCUUUAUAAAGGUUAAUCGCAGAAAUUAUUAUCGUAAAUACACAUAAGAAUUAAAAAUAUUGAUACGUUGUGUUGCACGAUUUUGUAAUUAUAGAUAGAUUUUACGAAAGCCACGAUUGUGGUUACUAGUUCAACAAGAAACACGCAGCAAUCAUAAUAGCUAUCACAUCGCAUUGUAACUGACGUGUGGUGUUUAUUUACCGGUAAAAUAAAAUUACAAAAUGGAACAACUUAUCGGAAAGAAAUACAAAUUAAAAACAUCGGACAAUUUUGAUGAAUAUUUAAAAUAUAUUGGCGUUGGAUUCAUAUCUCGAAAAGCAGCAAAUUCCGUGUCACCGACUUGUGUGUUGACACAAAACGACGAUGGUUCAUACACGUUGGCUAUGCUGACUACAUUACGAAACAUUUAUACAACUUUUAAACUGGACGAAGAGUUCGAAGAGGAAAGGGCGGAUGGUACAAAGGUUAAAUCAACAAUAGUACUUGAAGGUAACAAAUUAAUACAGUCCCAAAUAGAACCGAAUGGAAGAAAAUCAACACACGUCAGGGAAUUCACACAGAAAACUUUAACAGUGACGUCAACUGCAGAAGGAUGGAACGGCCAAUGUGUCAGAGUCUACGAACUUGUUGAAUAACGCUACAUUUAUGGUUUAUUUAGAUUAUUUUUAAUUCUUUACUAUGGAGCAUUGUAAUAUAAGCUUUUUUAUAAGAAUGUAAUUAAAUAAUAAAGUAACAAGAUCUCA
Messenger RNA from Papilio polytes (common Mormon), 792 nucleotides. RefSeq names its product probable fatty acid-binding protein. Gene Ontology annotation, molecular function: fatty acid binding. The record is from RefSeq and is a predicted model, not a curated record. Gene Ontology annotation, biological process: fatty acid transport. The transcript has 4 exons. Gene Ontology annotation, cellular component: nucleus; cytosol. Lineage: Eukaryota; Metazoa; Arthropoda; Insecta; Lepidoptera; Papilionidae. Bases 271 to 684 code for a protein of 137 amino acids.